GGAUCCAGAUUGGGUUCAGGAGUGGAUUCGGGAGCAGCUCUGGGAUCCGGAUUGGGUUCAGGAGUGGAUUCAGGAGCAGCUCUGGAAUCCGGAUUGGGUUCAGGAGUGGAUUCGGGAGCAGCUCUGGGAUCCGGAUUGGGUUCAGGAGUGGAUUCGGGAGCAGCUCUGGGAUCCGGAUUGGGUUCAGGAGUGGAUUCGGGAGCAGCUCUGGAAUCCGGAUUGGGUUCAGGAGUGGAUUCGGGAGCAGCUCUGGGAUCCAGAUUGGGUUCAGGAGUGGAUUCGGGAGCAGCUCUGGAAUCCGGAUUGGGUUCAGGAGUGGAUUCGGGAGCAGCUCUGGGAUCCGGAUUGGGUUCAGGAGUGGAUUCCGGAGCAGCUCUGGGAUCCGGAUUGGCGUUCCGGCGGCGGUGGUGCCAUGAGGGAGACCUUCCCGGCGGUGGUGUCGCACCGCGGGGUCCCAGCGGCCAUCGGGGUCCCCCCCGGCGCCGGGCAAGGUCCCCCCGUGGCCAAGCUGGAGCCGUCCCUGUUGGCCGAGUGGACGGAGGAGGUGGAGGCGCCGGGCUGUGCCGGCUCAGGUGGGCACCGCCGUGGACCUCUCGUGGUCUCCGAGGUCUCCAUGAGGUCCGGGAGCCGCUCUGGAGCUGAAGGAGACCCCGGCUUUGCCCCCUCGGUCUCCCCAGGGCUGCUCCUGGUCCCCAAGGUGGAGGACAUCUCUGAGGGCAACGGAGAGGAACCGGAGCAAAGCUGCUCAGAUCCCACCCUGGUUCGCACGGUGAAGGUUGAAGACGACUCCGAGGAGUUUCCUCCUCCUCCUCCUCCUCCUCCUCCUCUCACCGCCUUCAAAGCGGAGCCUUUGCUCUCCUCCGACCUCUCUUUCUCCGCCUUCUCGGCGCCGCCAUGGCCUCCGUUGGCCAACCGGGACCUCGUCGACGUCCUCCCGUCGGCGUCUCCGCCGCGCCCGUUCUCCUGCGGGACGUGCGGGAAGCGCUUUGGGAAGAAGGCCCACCUGACGCGGCACCUGCGGGUGCACACGGGCGAGCGGCCCUUCCCCUGCGCCGAAUGCGGGCGCCGCUUCCGCCAGAAGAUCCACCUCCGCUCCCACCAGAAGACGCACACGGGCGAACGGCCCUUCCCCUGCGCGCAGUGCGGGCGGCGCUUCCGGAAGAAGACCCACCUGGUCCGGCAUCACCGUACCCACACCGGCGAACGCCCCUUCGGCUGCGCCCGCUGCGGGCGGCGCUUCGCCCACAAACAGCAUCUCCUGCGCCAUCAGCGCCUCCACCGCGCGGCCGAUGCCGACGACGCCAAACCGACGCCGGCGCGCACUGAGGCCUUCGCCGACGCGAUGGCGGCCGCGUGCCGGCGGUUCGAUCCGCCGUGUUUGGACGCCAAACCUUUUUCUUGCCUUGAACCGUUGAGCCAUAACGGCGUUGGCGUUGCGGUGAGCGCCGAGCGCCCCUCGGGUUGGCGCCGCCAUGAUUCGUCGCCUGCCGGGAAAGGUCACGGCGCGGCGGCGACGACGCGGCCGUUCGGUUGCGAGCUGUGCGGGCGCCGCUUCGGCCGUAAAUCGCACCUUGCGCGGCACCAGGCGGUGCACACCGGGACGCGGCCGCACGCCUGCGGGCAGUGCGCCAAGAGCUUCAGCUCCAAAACCAACCUGGCGCGGCACCAGGCCGUCCACACCGGGCACCGCCCCUUCGCCUGCGCCCAAUGCGCGAAGGCCUUCAGCCGGAAAACGCAUCUCCUGCGGCACCAAAGCACCCACGGCGCCGUCCCGCCGUAGAGUUGGGCGUCGGCGCUCACCGCUUUCCACCUCCGAGGUGGGGACGGUGCCGUGGAGCUCUUACGGAGAGCCGUUGGCUGCAGCGCCGGUCAACGAUGGCCAACGUUGGGUUGGGAAGUGGUCUUCAAGCCGUGAGGAUGAGUGGUGGCCGCAGCGGGAGCGGCGGUGGAGGGAUCACGGGGGGCUUCAACUCAUGGUUGAGGAGAAAGGAGGUGGUCCCGGCGUGGGGGCGGUGCCCGGUGUGGACGUACAGUGAUGGUUCCUCCAUCCCAUCCUCAUCCUA
Messenger RNA from Cuculus canorus (common cuckoo), 2063 nucleotides. RefSeq names its product zinc finger protein 467 (gene ZNF467). Bases 413 to 1780 code for a protein of 455 amino acids. The transcript is spliced from 4 exons. Gene Ontology annotation, cellular component: nucleus. Lineage: Eukaryota; Metazoa; Chordata; Aves; Cuculiformes; Cuculidae. The record is from RefSeq and is a predicted model, not a curated record.